Triticum turgidum subsp. durum (durum wheat) is the source of this 792-nucleotide messenger RNA. Lineage: Eukaryota; Viridiplantae; Streptophyta; Magnoliopsida; Poales; Poaceae. The record is from the annotation of a GenBank genome assembly.
AUGGCGUUCUUCCGCGGCAGCAACAACACCGGUGGCGGCGCCGCCGAGGACGCCCCCGGCGCAUGGCCGACGAGCAUCGGAGUGCCGGAGACGGAGGAGCUCCACCACUACUGCCUCCCCGUGCCGCUGGGCUACCGUCUUCCGCGCAACUGGAAGAUCGAUGCGGAGGGCUUUGCGACGCCGGGUCCCGACACGACGGAGGAGGAGCUCCGCAACCACAGCGGCGGCCGGCACAACAUGGAAUGCCGAAAGCGGUUUUGGUGCGGGAAGGACUAUUGGGAGGUCAUGGCGGCCUUCCGCCUUGCCGCGGCCGGCGAGACCCCCGACCUGACGGGCCGCAGCGGCCGUCUUCGCACACCGCCUCCACCGCACGAUCGCCGCAGACGUGGCGGCGGCCAUGGUGUGUACCCGGCACCGGCGCCCGCGCCGGCCGCCCCUCCCUCGCCGCCGGGGAUAGAGUUGCCGCCGGAGCAGGUCAUCCUCCGCGAGGACGGCGAUCCGGAUGACACGCCGGGGUACCACGUCGCCAUACGGGCGUCGGAGGCUGCAGCGGCGGCGGCGGAGGCGAUGGAGGCCGCCGAGAUUGCGGCCGCAAUCCAGGCGGCCGAGGCGGCGCAGCAGGCGGCGAUGGCGGCGCCGGAGUGGCAGCAGCAGGCGCCGGCGAAGGAGGAGGAGGAGGAUUCCGACGACGAUCCGGUGGACUGGGACGACCUCGCGAACCGGUCCAGCAGUGACGAUGACGGCGGCGACGGCCCCGCCGUCAUUGACCUCGUUGAUAGCCACGACGAGUAG